UCAAACAAGAACAACAAAAACCAGCUGUUCGUACAUUACGCAAAGGUUUUUUUCACAUUUGUUUAUUAAAAAUGUCGCUGCUGAGCGCCUUUGCCAGGCUGGGAUUGCAGCGCACUGGCGGAGUUGCAGGCGCCGCCUUUGCACGUUGUAUCCAAACGACUCCUGUUCUCUGCGCCGAACCCCUUAAGAAAAAGAAGAAACUAGACCCACAGAUUGUCAAACAGCGUGAAGACCGUAAGAAAAAGAAAAUCGAAAAGCAAAUCCGACGGCUGGAGAAGAAUGCCCGGCAGUUGAAGCCCGUGGAGGAACUGGAAGUUCCCCUGGAGCUUAUCGAUGAAAAGGACAAACGCCAGAGAAAACUGACCCCCUUGAGCAGUGCAGAACUGGAGGAACGCGCUCUUCUCAAAAAACAGUGGGCGCACUACAAACACGAUGAACGGGUGGCCGACUUCCAGAUCAUCGACCGACUAGUUCAGGCGCAAAACAAAGCUCUUGCAGAGCUUCGACGCGAAUCCGAGGAGCUGUACCAAGCAGCCAUUGAAGUGGAUCCCCAGCUGUUGCCUGUCUCACUUAAAGGACCCGUGGCAACGCCCCCCAUCAAAAACUACGUCAGUCCAGAUGGAGAUUACCUGCACCAAUCCAUGAAGUGGGAGGUCAAGUGAUGUGUGCAUGCGCUUAAGGUCAAACGAAUUGAAAUAAACAGAACCCUUAAUCCCA
This is a messenger RNA of Drosophila ficusphila, 717 nucleotides long. It is a transcript of the gene mRpL40, whose product is annotated as 39S ribosomal protein L40, mitochondrial. The transcript is spliced from 3 exons. Bases 72 to 662 code for a protein of 196 amino acids. Lineage: Eukaryota; Metazoa; Arthropoda; Insecta; Diptera; Drosophilidae. Gene Ontology annotation, cellular component: mitochondrial large ribosomal subunit; mitochondrial ribosome. The record is from RefSeq and is a predicted model, not a curated record.